Neltuma alba is the source of this 925-nucleotide messenger RNA. RefSeq lists its product as uncharacterized. The transcript is spliced from 3 exons. Bases 178 to 468 code for a protein of 96 amino acids. NCBI's taxonomy places the organism in Eukaryota, Viridiplantae, Streptophyta, Magnoliopsida, Fabales, Fabaceae. The record is from RefSeq and is a predicted model, not a curated record.
UUCCCUUUUUCUUCUCCCAUCAUCUCUCUCUUUUCCAGCUCAAGAUCGUUCUUUAAUUUCUAGCUUCUUCGCUCAUCUCUGUUCAUUUCAACUUCUGCGAUCUCCCUCCCUCUCCCUGCAGAUAUUCUUUAUAUUACCGUCUCGUCCUCUGGUUCAGAAACGAGCAACUCGGACGGCAUGGAAAACUGCUCAUCCCCUGAUUCUUAUAUCCGAUUGGUGCACCGUCUAAUUGAGGAAUGCAUCCUGUUCAACAUGAGCAAGGAAGAGUGCAUGGAAGCUCUUUCCAAACACGCCAACAUCAAACCAGUCAUUACUUCCACCGUGUGGAAGGAGCUGGAGAAAGAGAAUAAGGAGUUCUUCGAGGCAUACAUGAGAAACAGAGCGGAUAGGGCUUCAGAGACAGAGACAAGGAGAAGGAUACACGACGUGGUUUCGGAGUCUUCCUCCUCCUCCUCCCAUGGAGUUUAGGUUUCGGACGCAAACAACCUUAGUCGUUCAAAUUAAUAAUUCAAGACGGACAGUACCCGCAAUAACGCCCCUGCCAAGUGCCUGCUAGCUAGCGACCUUUUUUCUUCGGAGCAAGACAAAAAUAAAAAAAAAAGGGAUGAAACGUCGUCGUAGUGGUCCAGGAGUUUGAAAUGGGAACUCCACAGCGACGGGGGAAAUAUGACACGGCGUACACGUGUGUAAAUGCGAAGGAGAUGAUCCAAUACGAGACGCGUGCCACAGCCAGCCCCCGUCCUGCGUAGUAUAAUGUGACGGUUGUGUCGUUUGGUGUUAUGUAUAGUUCACACCGCCGAAUGGUGAUGGACUGAUAGUAUGUUGACUUGUAUUGUUUUGUAAGGGACUGAGUUGCCAUCACUGAUACGGUAUCGUUUCGCCUUAUGUGCCUGCUUUGUAAUGGAUUUUUGGAAAUUGAUAAUCA